This is a messenger RNA of Morus notabilis, 2136 nucleotides long. Its product is annotated as chaperonin CPN60-like 2, mitochondrial. The record is from RefSeq and is a predicted model, not a curated record. Bases 127 to 1851 code for a protein of 574 amino acids. Gene Ontology annotation, cellular component: cytosol; mitochondrion. Gene Ontology annotation, molecular function: ATP-dependent protein folding chaperone; ATP binding. Lineage: Eukaryota; Viridiplantae; Streptophyta; Magnoliopsida; Rosales; Moraceae. Gene Ontology annotation, biological process: protein refolding. The transcript has 17 exons.
CCCGGAAGACGAAAAGCCCUCUCUCUCUCUCCACCACUGCCACCGUUGAUCUCUUUCCGACUCCGGCCGGCGCGUUUGAAGCGCGUUUCGAAACUAGGGAAUAGCUUCACAACUCCAAACUCGGUCAUGUAUCGAAUAGCUUCGAAAUUAGCCUCUUCCAUUGCUUCCUCAUCUUCCAAGAAACUUAUAUAUGGCAGCAGGGUCAUUAGCAACAGGAAUUAUGUGGCCAAAGAUAUCAGUUUCGGAGUUGGAGCUCGCGCAGCCAUGCUUCAAGGUGUUGCCGAGGUCGCCGAAGCUGUAAAAGUCACAAUGGGACCAAAGGGUCGUCAUGUGAUUAUUGAGACAAAUAGCGGGACGCCCAAGAUCACGAAGGACGGUGUUACUGUUGCCAAAAGCAUCAAUUUCAAGGACAAGUCUAAGAAUGUAGGUGCAGAUCUUGUGAAACAGGUGGCUAAAGCUACUAAUACUGCUGCAGGAGAUGGUACCACUUGUGCUACUGUUUUGACCCAGGCGAUACUCACGGAAGGCUGCAAGUCCGUAGCAGUUGGCACAAAUGUGAUGGAUUUGCGAAGCGGUAUCAAGAUGGCAGUUGAUACUGUCAUUACAGAUCUGAAGAGCAGAGCAUUGAUGAUUAGCACACCGGAGGAAAUUACUCAGGUUGCUACCAUUUCUGCAAAUGGUGAACGUGAGAUUGGAGAACUGAUAGCAAGAGCCAUGGAGAAAGUUGGAAAGGAAGGAGUCAUUACUGUGGCUGAUGGUAAUACCUUAGACAACGAAUUAGAAGUGGUGGAAGGAAUGAAGCUAGGCAGAGGUUAUAUCUCUCCCUACUUUAUCACUGACCAGAAGACUCAAAAAUGUGAACUUGAACAUCCAUUGAUCCUCAUCUAUGACAAAAAGAUUUCAGACAUGAAUUCUCUUGUGAGAAUUCUAGAGCUGGCAGUUAAGAAAAAUAGACCACUUCUUGUUGUGGCUGAAGAUGUUGAAAGUGAUGUACUAUCAAUGCUUAUACUCAACAAGCAUCGUGCUGGUCUUAAGGUUUGUGCCGUCAAAGCUCCUGGGUUUGGGGAAAACAGAAGAGCGAAUUUAGACGAUCUUUCCAUUCUCACGGGAGGGGAGGUUAUCAGUGAAGAUUGCGGUUUAACUCUUGAUAAAGUCCAACUUGAAAUGCUUGGUACUGCAAAAAAGGUGACUGUCUCCCUUGAUGACACAAUCAUUCUACAUGGAGGUGGAGAUAAGAAGCUGAUAGAAGAAAGAUGUGAGGAGCUAAGAACGGCAAUGGAAAAGAGUACUGCCUUGUUUGACAAGGAGAAAGCGCAGGAGAGGCUAGCAAAGCUAUCCGGUGGUGUAGCGGUUUUUAAGGUUGGAGGGGCUAGUGAGGCUGAAGUUGGGGAAAGGAAAGAUAGGGUAACAGAUGCUCUAAAUGCUACAAGGGCAGCUGUGGAAGAGGGUAUUGUGCCAGGUGGUGGUGUCGCUCUCUUGUAUGCGUCAAAAGCUUUAGAGAAUCUUCAGACUCAAAAUGGAGACCAGAAAAUAGGCGUACAAAUAAUCCAGAACGCUAUCAAGGCUCCCACAUUCACGAUAGCCACGAAUGCUGGUUUUGAUGGUGCAUUGGUUCUCGGAAAAUUGCUGGAACAGGACGAUUAUAACUUGGGCUAUGAUGCUGCUAAAGGUGAGUAUGUUGACAUGGUUAAAGCUGGAAUUAUAGAUCCAUUGAAAGUUGUGAGAACAGCUUUGGUUGAUGCUGCCAGCAUCUCAUUGCUAUUGACAACGACCGAGGCAGCUGUACUCGAGAAUCCAGAUGUCAAGAAACCUCCCAGCCGCAUGCCGGAUAUGGAUUCCUUUGACUACUAAAAGCGAGUGAAAUUCAAAGUUUCACCUUAAACAUGCUUUGCAAAAAUGAGCUGAGCUUGAGGACUUCUGCAAUUGCGGGUAUCUUAGUUUGUAAUCCGAGUUAUUAAUUUUCACAGGCCAUGAGAGAUCCACAAUUUACAAAAUACAGAAUUCGUCUUGGUGUACUAUUAAAUCGCCGUACCAAAAUGUUAGAGAUCCAUUGAAAGCUUGGGUUUUGCCCUUCAUAAUGACAAUCACUUAUUGUGACUGUUGGAAGUGUUAAAUAUAUGUGAUAAUGUCUUUUCG